GUUGAACCAGAAAAUCUAACACCAAUCUUGAUAGAAGUGCAACAUGAAGUAAAUGACGAGUUUAUGUCAAGAGAAAUUACAUAUUGUUUAUCCUUUAAAAAAGAGUAUGGACAGUCAGCAAUCUUGCUCAUCAUUGCAAUCAAAGCUGUUACUGAUGACGUUAAAUUGAAAUUUGCGAAUUUGAAUCAUGAUCAAGAUUAUUUGGACGUUCAUGAUAGUGGAUUUUGGGCAAAAAAAUGUCAGAUACUCUCAGCUACAUCUAUUCAAUCUCAUUUAAAAGAAAUUCCUUUACAAAAGUUGGUAGCUUUAGGUCACUUCUUCAUACAACAAAAAAGAUGUAUACUCUCGCUCGAUAAAAAAUAUGACCCAACUAUCCAGCUAUUGUACCAAAUUGCCAAAGAGAAGUUUGAAGACGAAUGUCCUGUCGAAGAGGAAAAACUUGCAGUUAUUCAAGAUUUAUGCUACAAAGGCAAAACACGAUUUCGUAAAAUCAUCGACUGUAUAGAAAAUAACGAGCCAACAGAAAAAAUUAUGCAACAUGCGUUAAAUGGUGAAUGCUUUUUCAUGCAUCAGGCAAGGAAAUUUGAUGAAAAGCAAAGGGAGCUAACCCCCAUAGAGGACACUCCAGAUGUAAGCAGCCUUACCACGACAACGUAUCACAACAACAGCUUGGCAAUGGAUGAUAAUACUUUUGUUGAAAAUUUUAUUGCUAACAAGACCGGAGGAAUGAGCUGGAAGCGCUGCUAUGAAGAAGGAAAAGAAAAAGGGUUUUUUUCGAAUUAUACAACUUGGAAAUCCUUAAAAUCAGCUCACAAUAGAAAAUCA
Messenger RNA from Mucor mucedo, 825 nucleotides. RefSeq lists its product as uncharacterized. NCBI's taxonomy places the organism in Eukaryota, Fungi, Mucoromycota, Mucoromycetes, Mucorales, Mucoraceae. The record is from RefSeq and is a predicted model, not a curated record. The transcript has a single exon. The annotation marks the transcript as partial.